This is a messenger RNA of Mirounga angustirostris (Northern elephant seal), 1626 nucleotides long. RefSeq names its product hydroxyacylglutathione hydrolase like (gene HAGHL). The record is from RefSeq and is a predicted model, not a curated record. Gene Ontology annotation, molecular function: hydroxyacylglutathione hydrolase activity. Lineage: Eukaryota; Metazoa; Chordata; Mammalia; Carnivora; Phocidae. The transcript has 8 exons. Bases 308 to 1144 code for a protein of 278 amino acids.
CCUCCCCGGGUGCAGUGCCGCCUUACCUACUGGCCUGUUGCUGCAACACUGUGGCUUGUGUUGCCAAGGCGUCUGUUGGUCCCCUGCUGAUCCCCGGAGCUCUGGGGGCCCCGCCCACGAGGGCAUUCGAGGGGAGGGGGGACUCCCUCAGCUCUUUCCGUAUAUGGCUUCCCCAUCCUUUCUGGUUUCCGGCGCCGCAGCAUUUAUCCUGGGCACUGAUGGAACCAGGAGUUCAUGAGAAGGCCCAGCACAGAAUGGAGCGACCGCGGCUGUCACUGCUGUCCUCGCGCAGGGUGCCUGCCCUGCCAUGGGGGUUCACAGAGUAGGCGCCUUCUGCGUGCCUACUGUUUCUGGUUGGGCGCUGGGAUGGGCAGGUGAACGAACUCCCUGCCUUGGCCUGGAGAGGGAAGCCCCCGCCCUGAGGAAGGGGUUCGAAAGCCUGGGGGCCUCUCGAGAAGACGCGGGGUGCCUGAGCUCUGCAACCAUGAAGGUCAAGGUCAUCCCUGUGCUCGAGGAUAACUACAUGUACCUGGUCAUCGAGGAGCGCACGCGGGAGGCUGUGGCCGUGGACGUGGCCGUGCCCAAGAGGCUGCUGGAGAUCGUGGGCCGGGAGGGGGUAUCACUGACCACCGUGCUGACCACCCACCACCACUGGGACCACGCGCGGGGAAACGCGGAGCUGGCGCGGCUGCGGCCAGGGCUGGCGGUGCUGGGCGCGGACGAGCGCAUUAGCGCGCUGACCCGCAGGCUGGUGCAUGGCGAGGAGCUGCGGUUUGGGGCCAUCCACGUGCGCUGUCUCCUGACGCCGGGCCACACCUCCGGCCACAUGAGCUACUUCCUGUGGGAAGAGGAGUGUCCGGAUCCGCCCGCGGUGUUCUCGGGGGAUGCGCUGUCGGUGGCUGGCUGUGGCUUGCGCCUGGAGAGCACAGCUGAGCAGAUGUAUGAGAGCCUGAAGGAGACCUUGGGCAGCCUGCCCCCGGAGACGGUGUUCUGUGGCCAUGAGCACACACUGGGCAACCUUGAGUUUGCACAGAAAGUGGAGCCCGGCAAUGACCACGUGAGAGCCAAGCUGUCAUGGGCUAAGGAAGGGGUGAGUAGAAGGAGCGAAGCCAAGUUGCCUGGGGCUCUCAAGACAAGGCUGUGACAAGGGCCUGUGGUCAUUCCAGAAGAGGGACGAGGAUGACAUGCCCACAGUGCCAUCCACCCUGAGCGAGGAGCUCCUCUACAACCCCUUCCUAAGGGUGGCGUGAGUACUGGUCGGCGUCCCAGGCCUUAUGGGGGCCCCGUGCCCACCCCAGGGGCUGUGCCCCAGAGCAGGAUGCCUCGCGGCUGGCCUGCUGUCCUUUGGUCCUCCUUGGUGUCAUUUGGGCACUGCAGGAGGUGCCAGGGGACUGGUUAUUGGGCUGACUGGCACCAGGGAGCGGCUGCUUUUUAAGGGUCCUCUGCUAACACCCCCUGGCAGUUCCCCAACAGACUCCCCACGGCGUCCCCUUUCCCCACAGAGAAGAGCCUGUGCGCAAGUUCACGGGGAAGGCAGCCCCAGCUGAGGUCCUGGAGGCACUCUGCAAGGAGCGGGCGAGCUUCCAGCGGGCGGCUGAGCCGGUGCAGCCGCAGGCUCGGGCUCUC